Molecule: messenger RNA, 918 nt
Organism: Dermacentor silvarum
Lineage: Eukaryota; Metazoa; Arthropoda; Arachnida; Ixodida; Ixodidae
Exons: 2
Coding region: 86-649 (187 amino acids)
Molecular function (GO): RNA-DNA hybrid ribonuclease activity; nucleic acid binding
Source: RefSeq, a predicted model, not a curated record
GUUCCGGUGAGGAGACUUACAAGAGAACCCGGAGUAGUUACGCAGGAGCAAUGGCACUUACCCAUGCCUCCCAUUCCUCCCAUAUAUGGAUCCAUCAUUCCGUAUCCACCUGCCAAAAGCAUCAAAAAGAUUUAAUAGGAGCAUCCACAUCGUCUCUUUCUACGAGAAAAGAGAAGGAUUCAUAAAGGCCUGCGCCCGGGUGGACUCGCGCAUUGGUGCUGUUCACUCAAUACACCAGGCGAUGCGAAUCGCCGACGAGGCUGGCAACACUGUCCGCCUCGCAUGGGUGCCAGGUCACGCUGGGGUCGCUGCCAACCGAAUGGCCGACUCUCUGGCAAGGGAGCUUCUUUCCUGCCCCUCAGAGACGCGUCCACAAGUGCCUGACGACCCCUACCCCAUCGACCCGGACAUAGUCCUGGCACAGGCUAAGGCGGCUCGUAGGGCCGCGCUCCGGAACAUCCUCCCGGAAAAUCCUACGCCUCUGCCGGGGAAGUUUACCCGUGCUGAAGCCACACGCCUGCGACGCAUCGUCACGGAGACAGCAGUGACACCAGCCCGCCGCGCCAUGAUGCGCCUCCAGACCUGGCAAUCAGCCACUUGCCGCUCCUGUCCAGGGAACCAGCUGCCGGAUCAGAAUCAUAUACUCUAGGGCUGCACGGCUCCGGAGAAGAGCGAUAGCCACCCUCCCCCUACUCUGAGGCCUCCGGAUCGGACGCCUGGCGCCUUCCCACUGGUCCCCCCGAGAGACGGGCACCUCAUAUUCCAGUCAUUACUUCAAUUUUUACAAGUCAAAAAUGAUGAAUAAUAUUUAAACCUCCUCCUUUACCCCUCCCCCCGCCCUGAUGGAUUCACUUCCUGGAGGCAGAAACAUUUGGUUUUUUAAUAAACUUUCUAACAACAACAUUCUAUACUAUACGU